This is a messenger RNA of Brugia malayi, 969 nucleotides long. RefSeq names its product Dual specificity phosphatase, catalytic domain containing protein (gene Bm348). The record is from RefSeq and is a predicted model, not a curated record. The transcript has 8 exons. NCBI's taxonomy places the organism in Eukaryota, Metazoa, Nematoda, Chromadorea, Rhabditida, Onchocercidae. Gene Ontology annotation, biological process: protein dephosphorylation. Gene Ontology annotation, cellular component: nucleus. Gene Ontology annotation, molecular function: protein tyrosine/serine/threonine phosphatase activity. The coding region runs from base 1 to 969 and encodes 322 amino acids.
AUGAUUGAUAGAAUACUUGAAAAUUUGUAUCUGAGUGAUGUACAAGAUGUGCUAAAUGAAUUUAGAAUUAAUCGACUCAAGCAUGAAUUAAAGAUCAGUCAUGUUCUUACGGUAGCAGCAGAAGGUAUUCCAGUGGAAAAACGAAUUUUUGGGAUAUCUUAUAUGUUUAUUUAUGCAUUAGAUACGAAUAAACAAGAUAUGUUCGCAGAUGAUUUAUUAGCGAAUGCGUUGAUGUUCAUCAGAACAAGUUUUGAGAAUAAUGGACGAGUCCUUGUACAUUGUGAAGCUGGUAUAUCACGUUCAGUAUUUAUUGUUGCCGCUUAUCUAAUGCAAAAAUUGCAGUGGUCAUCGACAAAAGCUAUUGAAUACAUACAAAGGAUACGACCUAUAGCGCUACCAAAUGAUGGUUUCAUGCAGCAGUUACAAAUAUUCGAAAGUUGUCAUUUUAUCGCCGAUAUCCAAAUUAUUUCGCAGUGUCAAUUGUACAAAAACUGGUUAUUGAAUAUCUCUUCAGCGUCAUCUGCGAGAUUUCCUUUGUACGAAAAGUUGCCAAACUUGAUCGAUUCCACUUGGUCGAAUGUUGAAUAUCGAUGUCGUAAAUGUAGAAAAAUUCUAUUCAAUGAUAAGCAUAUCAUAAAACAUAAAACAUUGACAUCUCAUAAUGUUACUGGCAAUGAGGAAACGGAGAUAAUCGAUUGCGGUUUCGGUCAUUUUAUUACACCGAUGGAUUGGAUGUCUUUAAAUGAGCAUCGAGGAAAAAUUUCUUGUUCUUGCAACGAAAAGCUUGGCCAUUAUGACUGGGGAGGACGUGUAUGCAAAGGAAUGUCUGGUAGGCCAUGCGGAACAGCUGUGCGGCCAUGGAUUUAUGUAAAUCAGAGCAAGGUCGAUCGAAGUAUGAAGAUAGAUCAAAAUGUGUCAAGUCCUAUAAACAACAUCAUUAUAAGGCCGCAGAAAUUUCCCUGUAUAUAG